Fraxinus pennsylvanica is the source of this 2343-nucleotide messenger RNA. The record is from the annotation of a GenBank genome assembly. Lineage: Eukaryota; Viridiplantae; Streptophyta; Magnoliopsida; Lamiales; Oleaceae.
AUGGCGGUGGACGAGAUACCGAAUAAUUUCUUCAUGAUGGAUGAGGCAUACGAGUACUCGGCUCCCCAGUUUUAUGAUUUCAUACACGGGGAAACUGAUGAAGAUCGCCGCAAGGCCGAGCUCUGGUUUGAAAUUACCGUAUCCCAUGCCCCUUCUCCAUUUAUGCCGAGAAUUAAGGCAAGCAGAUCAGUUCAACUGCAAAGUCUCUGCAAUUUUGGUGCGGAUGAGCAACUACAGAAGGCAACAGAGCCAGUAGAAACAAUAACCACAUCAAAUAAUACAGAGGAAGCAGUUUCAGAGCAACCAAACUUAACAAAGUCUCAAGAAGAGCUUGUGCCAGAACCCAAGGAAGAAGCUGGUACAAAUCUUGCUACAGUGAAUUUCGAUCUUAAGAAGGCAUUAGACGUUGAAGCUGUACGUGCUGAGAACAAUGAAAGCAUUUUAGCAAGUGAAAACUCCUCUUCCCCUGCAAAAGCUGCCCAAGUGACAGACGUUUGCACCCCAGCACCAGUGAAUCAAACUGAAACCAGAAAUCGUCAGACAGCCAAAAAGAUAGCCAGUAUGCUUAGAAAUCCUUCAACACUAAAUCCAAAGAAUCGGCUACAUAAAUCACUAGCCAAAAGUAGUAAACCAGCUACUGCUACAAGGGACACGAAGGUGAAGAACACUGUUGGAACUCUUAAUUUUGCUCAAGAAAACCAAGCAAUAAAGAGGCAAAAGCUCGAAGGAGGAAAAUCCCGACAGAUUCUUACUAUCAGCAAGCCUCCAAACCUACAUCACAAAUCGAAACCUAGCUCUGAUAGCAAUCCUUCCAACUUAUCCUCUACAACGAUGAAAACUCGUAAAGAAGACAGAAAGAUGUAUGUUCGAGAACCAGCAGCCCCGUUUGUUUCCAUGGCAGAAAUGAUGAAGAAAUUCCAAUCUAGCACAAGGGAGGUUUCUCUUACUCGCAUGAGCAGUUCACAAUCAGUGAAUGAAGCUGCUGGAACAAUGCGGAGGAAGCCUAAGCUCACACUAACACGGCCCAAGACACCUGAAUUUGAAACAUCUCAGCGGGCAAGAUCAGUGAAAAUUAAGAGUUCAGAUGAGCUCGAGGAAGAAAUGAUGGCUAAAAUGCCCAAAUUUAAGGCUCGUCCAUUAAAUAAAAAGAUCCUGGAAGCACCAACAGUACCAGUAUUGCAAAGAAGUACACCCCAGCCUAUAGAAUUUAAGGAAUUCCGUUUGGAAACAAUGUCAAGAGCCAUGCAGAGUUCAGAAAUAUCUACUAUAGCUUCGACAGAAUCAACACAGAACUGUCAUCAAUGGAAACCUCACCAUCUUACGGCACCAAAAUCACCACUUCUUCAAACAUCUCUGCGAGCGCGUCCCCCCAAGAUAAAGAGUUCUGAGGAACUAGAAAAGGAGGAACUUGAAAAAAUUCCCGAAUUCAAGGCAAGACCUCUGAAUAGAAAGAUAUUUGAAAGUAAAGGGGACAUGGGGAUAUUCUGUAACAUGAAGAAGCAGGUUACUAUACCUCAUGAAUUUCACUUUGCAAUAGAUAAAAGGAUUCCUCCACCACCACCAGCUGCUGUUGUCGAUCUAUUCGACAAGCUUUCUAUAAACUCAGAACCUCACCACGAUAAGCCUUUUCCGAGAAUUACUACCCCAAAUCCAUUUCAUCUCCACACAGAGGAAAGAGGGGCCGAGAAAGAGAAUAGAAUCGUAAUGGAACUAGUGCAGAAACAGCUUGAAGAAGAGAUGGCUAGGAUUCCAAAAGCUCUUCCCUAUCCUUAUACAACUGAUUAUCCCAUGAUUCCACCAAAGCCAGAGCCAAAGGCAUGCACGAAACCUGAACCUUUUCAACUAGAAAGUCUGUUAAGGCACGAAGAGGAGAUGCAGAGAGAAAUAGAAGAAAGGAGGAGGAUUGAGAUGGAAGAAGCUCAGAUGAGAGUAUUUAAGGCCCAACCUAUCUUGAAAGAAGACCCUAUUCCCGUUCCUGAUAAAGCUCGCAAGCCCUUGACAGAAGUUCAGGAGUUCAAUCUACAUGUAGAUCACCGAGCUGUUGAUAGAGCCGAAUUCGAUAAGAAGAUUAAGGAGAAAGAAAUUAUAUAUAAAAGAUAUAGAGAGGAGGCGGAAUCUGCUAGGAUGAUGGAGGAAGAGAAAGCCUUGAAACAGUUGCGAAGAACGCUAGUUCCCCAUGCAAGACCAGUGCCUAAAUUCGACAAUCCUUUCUUACCACAAAAGUCUGGUAGAGAAGUUACAAAAGCGAAGUCCCCAAAAUUACAUGUUGAUCGAAGAAAAGAGAAGCGAAGAGUAGUGCGUUCAGCGGUACCAGUGGCCAGCACUGCCUCUCAUAUGAGGUGA